CCAGCACAUGCUUUGACGCAUGACACGUACACGCACGAACCGUGAUGCCCCCAGGCAUGUAAAUCGAGUGCCGUGAAUCACCGUUGCGAUGCUCUGUGCUGCUCUACGAGCACUGCACACCAUCCGUCGGUUGAUGAUAUGCUGGGCGGUCGUCUCCUCGCUCUCGAGGCACCCCCGAAGGCCAAAGCCGGUUCCUCCAAGCGCCCUGCCCCUGCCCCCGGCAGUGCUGCACGCACCGUCAAGAGCACCAAGAACCCCCUCUUCGAGGCUAAGCCUCGCAACUUCGGUAUUGGCCAGGACAUCCGCCCCAAGGCCGACCUCACCCGCUUCGUCAAAUGGCCCGAGUACAUCCGCCUCCAGCGCCAGAAGGUCAUCCUCGCUCAGCGCCUGAAGGUCCCUCCCGCCAUCGCGCAGUUCUCCCACACGCUUGACAAGAAUACCGCCAUCAACCUGUUCAAGCUCUUGAACAAGUACCGCCCCGAGACCAAGCAGGAGAAGAAGACUCGUCUUGAGACUGCCGCCAAGGCCGUUGCCGAUGGCAAAGAGGCCACCAAGAACGAGAAGCCUUACUUCGUCAAGUAUGGUCUCAACCACGCCGUCGCCCUUGUCGAGGCCAAGAAAGCCGCCCUUGUCGUUAUCGCCCAUGACGUUGAUCCCAUUGAGCUCGUCGUCUUCCUCCCCGCUCUCUGCCGCAAGAUGGGUGUCCCCUACGUUAUCGUCAAGGGCAAGGCUCGUCUCGGCACGGUCGUCAACAAGAAGACUGCCGCUGUUCUUGUCGUGGAGGAGGUCCGCAGCGAGGACUCACGCGAGCUCGCCACUCUCAUCAGCGCUGCCAAGGCCAACUUCUCCGACAAGUACGAUGAGGCCCGCAGGCAGUGGGGUGGAGGUAACCGUGGAAACAAGUCCACCCAGAUGCUCCGCAAGCGUGCCAAGGCCUCUGGUCAGAGCAUCAACGCUGCUUCGAUUGGCAAGCUUUAAGCAUCCUCGUAUUAUCGACUGCUUUCAGACUUGGGCUAUCAAAAACUUCCUUUCAUUCGUGGUUUCUGUCCCUCUCGCAUUGAACCAUGUCACGAUUUGGAGGUGGCGACUAGCAUAGGCCUUAUGGAAUGACUGUCCGCGAUCCUAUGGCUUUGUUAUGUUAUGUGAUUGUAUGCAGUGUAUUGCUGUUCUACCAUGGAGAGAACGAGAUGAGCUGCGCCGCGAGGCGGCAGCUUGGGAGUGUAUCAUUGUUCGGAGGCUUGCGAACCGGUGAGAAGGAAAUUGAUUGAGCGGUGUAUUAGCCACUUUUGUGAAUCGAUCAGGUCCCCCGAGUGAUAGACCAAA
Molecule: messenger RNA, 1323 nt
Organism: Coniophora puteana RWD-64-598 SS2
Lineage: Eukaryota; Fungi; Basidiomycota; Agaricomycetes; Boletales; Coniophoraceae
Product: ribosomal protein L4
Exons: 5
Coding region: 139-978 (279 amino acids)
Biological process (GO): ribosome biogenesis
Cellular component (GO): ribonucleoprotein complex
Source: RefSeq, a predicted model, not a curated record